AUGGAAGCUAAUGCCGUCAGAUUCCAUGGAAAUCCUUACAUUGUCACCGUCUCCAGAACAGUUCAACGUCACCGAUCAACCAAUCUCUCGCUUCAAAACCUUACUUACCGGAAGAACAAACUCUUCUUCCCUUUCUCUCCUACAAUAACAAGAUGUUCCACCACCAAAAGUAGCGAAACGGGUCAAGCUUCCACCUUCGAAUCACCACCAUCCGAUUGCUCACCGACCUCUUCUCUGUCGUCUUCAACGAGAGGGCUGGUUCUCGAUCUGGGCCUUCUCUCUACUGAUCCGUGGGACAGCGAGGAGAUUGGAUCUCCCGUCGUGAAGAGGUUUCUAAGCGAUAACGGAGAGAGAUGGUACAUGUGGUACCACGGAAGCUCAAAGCAAAAACCAGUUUCCGAUUCUAUUGGAUUAGCGGUUUCAAACAAUGGGAUUCACUGGGAAAGAGGGAAAGGCAGAGUCGAGUCGACCGACGAUGUGGGUUUGGUUAUGAGCUGUUGUGAAGAUUGGUGGGCGUUUGAUAAGGCGAGUGUUCGACCUGGUGAAGUCGUGAUAAUGUCGAGCUCUAAAGUCAGAGCUAAUAGCUCUGUUUACUGGAUGUAUUACACAGGCUACACGACCGAGACUGUUGAGUUUCAGUCCCAAGGUUUCACUUUUGAGCUGGGAAAUCCAGAAAGGUUUAACCUUUGUGAUGAGAACGUUGCGAAAUCUGUGGUUUAUAGGUCGCUCCCUGGGUUAGCGAUUAGUCAAGAUGGUAGGCACUGGGCUAGAAUCGAAGGCGAGCAUCAUAGUGGGGCGUUGUUUGAUGUUGGGUCUGAGAAAGAUUGGGACUUUCUCUACAUUGCAUCGCCACAUGUUGUCUUCCACGGAAGUGGAGAUCUUAGGAUGUAUUACCAUUCGUUCGAUGAGGAAACCGGCGAGUUCUGCAUCGGGAUGGCGAGAUCCAGGGAAGGGAUCAAGUGGGUGAAACUGGGAAAGAUCUUAGGAGGGAGAAGAUCCGAAAAGGAUGGUGGAACGGGUUUCUUCGACGAGCUCGGAGGAAGGUAUCCUUGCGUGACAAGGAACAAGAGAGAUGGGAGUUAUGUGAUGGCCUAUGAAGGUGUGGAUAGAAACGGGAAGAUGAGCAUUGGCUUGGCGGUUUCGAGAGACGGGAUUAAGGAUUGGGAACGGGUGAUAGACGAGGAAGCGGUCCUUGCGGUUGGUGAAGGCGGCGCGUGGGAUAACGGAGGAGUUGGUUGUCCGUAUUUGGUUGAGAUGGAUGGAGACUCUGAUCAUCAUUGGAGAUUGUAUUAUAGAGGCGUUGGUCAAGGAGGAAGAACAGGGAUUGGUCUUGCUGUUUCUGAGGGAAGUGAGAUCACUACUAAGUUUACAAAACAGACAGGGAUUCACUUGUGA
This is a messenger RNA of Thlaspi arvense, 1395 nucleotides long. Lineage: Eukaryota; Viridiplantae; Streptophyta; Magnoliopsida; Brassicales; Brassicaceae. The record is from the annotation of a GenBank genome assembly.